Ruditapes philippinarum (Manila clam) is the source of this 2061-nucleotide messenger RNA. RefSeq lists its product as uncharacterized. The transcript has 5 exons. Lineage: Eukaryota; Metazoa; Mollusca; Bivalvia; Venerida; Veneridae. The record is from RefSeq and is a predicted model, not a curated record. The coding region runs from base 56 to 523 and encodes 155 amino acids.
UUACUAACCAUCAUGUAUUCAAAAGCUGAAGAUAUUUGACUUUUAGGUUGUGAAUAUGUCUCUCAUUGGUGUAUCUUUAUAUCUAAGUGUUUUGUUUUCAGUUUGUUACGGAUUUAUUUUUAACCAUAUAACUACCAAAACACGUAACGACUUUGAUCCAGUAAAGGCCGAGGCAGUUUUAGAUCAUGUCAACACCACACAGUCUACAGAGCUGCCAGGUAACGACUUUGAUCCGGUAAAGGCUGAGGCAGGUGCAAUAGCAGGUGCAGUGUUUGGAGUUCUUAUUUCAAUAGGCUUCAUAACAUUUGCAUGUGUCAUGUAUAUAAGGAAGAAAAGAGAACGAGAUCUCGAGUAUACACGUAGAACAAAAGUACUCAUGCAAUCUUCACAGAGCGCAGGGGUCUAUGUCGACACAACACAAGAAUUAAGUCGAACUAAAAACAUAAACAAUCGUGGUAGUGAAUAUAAAUCUCUACAAAAAGAUCCAAAUAUGUAUGAAAGUGAUUCCGAGGAUGAAUUGUGAUCUUCAAGAUUAUGUUAAACAUGAGAUGUGGAAAGGACUGUUGGCAAUCUGUGGACAAAAUCAUGGUGAUUAAUCCAGCAAUGUGAUAUAUAUUGUGUCAUUUUCUAGUUAUAUACUUAAUUAAACAAUAAGUAGUACAAAGGGCAUAAUAUGUAGUAAUAAAAAUUGUGGUGGGUUAAAAAUACUAGAAAUUAAAAUAAGAUCUUUCUUGUAACAUUGCAACCCUUAUUCUUUUUAAUAUGUCUAUAUGUAAAGAACAUUCUUCAUAAUGACUCUAGAAAGUGCGAACGUUUUUUCGGUGUUAUACACAUAAAACUGUUAUAAAGGAAUUAUACAUAUGCGCAAAAUGAUUUAAGAAAUAAAAAUAUAUUUAUACAAAAGUUUACAUAGAGAUGUAUAACGCUUGGCCAUCAAUCUUUUUGCUGGACUAAAUUUAAAAAAAAUUCAAAGAUACUUUCUUUCCUCAGUUGAGCUUUGUUUUAAUAAUAGGGUUUUAUUUAUUGCUUCCAAUAUAGAGAUAGUAUUUCAUUAUAUUAACCAUCAAAAUAUUUCCUGUUUUAACUCUUAUUCAGUUACUAUAUGUUCCUUCAUAUACUAGAUCUAUAUUUUCACAUUUUAAUAUAAUCUGCGACCUGUAUCGAAGCUUUGUAAUUUAUUGAUAUUUAGGCGGAAUAUGUAGAACUUAAACAAUUAAUACAACUGUAAAUAAUAUGUUUUACCAUGAAUUAAUUACUGCAACAUAAAGAAAAAUUUAUAAGUUCACUGUCAGGUGAACAUUGAGAGCAUUUAUUCUUUGUACAUGUUACAUUAAUUCAAACCUUUUUUCAUUUUAAAGGAAAAAACGUGGUUUUUACAUUAUACUUUGAAAGUACAAGUAGUAUCAAAAUGGUAAUAAUUAAUAAUCAAUUUUUAAUAUAUUAUAGUCUUUGAUUGAAAGAUAAAUUCAUUUCCAUAGUUCAUGUAUGACAUAAUCUUAAAGACAACAAAUCAUUUAAUGGGAACUUGUGUUAACAUGUAACACAAUUAGAUAUAUUUGGGGAAAACAAGAUGUCACAAUCACUUACAUGAAAACGAUUGUGAGUUAUAAUUGUUGAUAGAAUUUAUACUUUUAAAUAUUUGUUUUUUCUUAGUGCAUAAUAAACAAAAUUGAAGAAUGAAAAUGUGAUCAUGUAAAUAUUCUACACUCAGUUGAACAAUAUUUACCUAAAAUAAUGUUAAUUAAUUGGAAUAAUAAGAACUUUGACAAAGACUGAUACAUUAAUGUAGAAGUAGGCUAUUAACUUGGGUAAGAAGUACUCUGGUGUUACCUUACUAAAAUAGUCUCUCUAUAGUGAUAAUUUUACACUCAAAUAUCUUAUUCUUCAUUGUACAUUGUACAAGCUGGCACUUACAUCUUACUGCAACAUAUUUGUAUCUUUUUUGAAAAUAUUGGAGAGAAAUUGACAUAGACUAAGUAUGUUUUACUUGUUUUCCAAUCCAAUCUGAAUUUCUUUGUUGUGCAAUAUUUUAAAAUGUUGUUUAUGUAAAAUUUAUUGAAU